AUGGCUGUCCGCAGCGGUAACACCUUGACGCCUUUCUCCAUCCAGGCGAUUCUUAACAAGAAGGAGGAGAAGGCAGGACAUCCGUUCUUGGAAGGGCGCCUGCCCCCGGCUAGGGGAGCCGCGGCCCCUGCAGGCUCGGCCGCGGCAGCUCCAGCCUGUUGCUGGAGGCUUUUUGGAGAAAUGGACUCGGGUACUGUGGGGGGAGCUGGGGAGACACUCCUGCCCACCCCGGCGGGGCCUAGGGCGGCAGCAGCGGCGGCAGCGGCAGCAGCAGCAGCAGUGACUGUGAGGCGGACAGCGGGGAGCCCGAGGGGCUGGGACUCGGACUCGGCUCUGAGCGAAGAGAACGAAGGGGAGCGGCGCUGCCCCGCGGAGGCUGUAGGAUUGCCGGUGAUGGCCAGCGGCGCGGGACGCGCCCAGGAGACUCCCUGCAGGGGGCAGCCGGGGCCAGAGGCUCAGGUCAAAGACCUGGAAGAGGAGCCCCCGGGCCUGAGUGACAGCGAGAUGUCAGCCAGCGUUUCAGCAGAUCGCAGCCCGAGGACAGAGGAGGACGGAGGCGGAGGCGGCAAGUGCGAUAAACUCCUUUGUGGCGGGGGCCCGGGAGAGGAGGAUCAAUCUGCGCCCAAGCCUCGCAAGAAGCGCUCCCGGGCGGCUUUCUCGCACGCCCAGGUCUUCGAGUUGGAGCGCCGUUUCAAUCACCAGCGGUACCUGUCCGGCCCGGAGAGAGCUGACCUGGCAGCCUCGCUGAAACUCACCGAGACUCAGGUGAAAAUUUGGUUCCAGAACCGCCGCUACAAGACCAAGCGCCGCCAGAUGGCCGCGGACCUGCUCGCUUCGGCGCCGGCUGCCAAGAAGGUGGCGGUCAAAGUGCUAGUGAGGGACGAUCAGAGACAGUACCAUCCAGGAGAGGUGCUCAGGCCCCCCUCCCUGCUCUCCCUGCAACCCUCUUACUACUACCCCUACUACUGCCUUCCGGGCUGGGCCCUCUCCACCUGCACGGCAGCAGCGGGCACCCAGUGA
Molecule: messenger RNA, 1020 nt
Organism: Dromiciops gliroides (monito del monte)
Lineage: Eukaryota; Metazoa; Chordata; Mammalia; Microbiotheria; Microbiotheriidae
Gene: NKX3-2
Product: NK3 homeobox 2
Exons: 2
Coding region: 1-1020 (339 amino acids)
Biological process (GO): cell differentiation; regulation of transcription by RNA polymerase II
Cellular component (GO): nucleus
Molecular function (GO): DNA-binding transcription factor activity, RNA polymerase II-specific; RNA polymerase II cis-regulatory region sequence-specific DNA binding
Source: RefSeq, a predicted model, not a curated record